AUGGAAAGAAUAGAAGAUCAAGUAAGAGAGGAAGAUGCAUUUGAAAUUCGUGGAGAUAUUUUAGAAGUUAUACUCUCGCACGUGCCACUCAUUCACUUGGUGUCUGCCUCACGCGUGUGUAAGUCAUGGUGUUGCGCGGUGGCAUCCUCCCUUUGCCACCACAAAAGACCUAAACCGUGGCUCAUCCUUCACAAGCAAGACACUCACGACCCUCGUACCAUCUCCAUGCAUGCAUACGACCCUCGUUCACAUUUAUGGAUGAAAAUGCUCAAGCAUUCGAUCAAAUGCACGUCAAAUCUUAAAUCAUCCCACUCCAAUUUUCUUUAUGUGUUUUCCUCUUUGGAAUUGUCCUUCUCGUUCGACCCUAUAAAUCUCACAUGGAGUCACGCGUACCCUCCAUUUGGAUCGAGGAGGGAUCCAAUUGUGGCACAUGUUGGAGACAGUAUUGUUGUUGCAGGAGGCGAAUAUGACUACGAGAGCGAUCCAUCAAUUGUUGAGAUCUACAACAUUAGGACACGCGCAUGGCAGAUUUGCGACAACAUGCCAAGGAAUUUGAUAGGCUUGUCAGCGUCUAAUUUUCUAUCAAUUGCUACCACAAAUAAAAAACUCUUUGUCACAAUGAAACAAUCAGGUAUGACUUAUUGGUUCGAUCCAAAAUCAAAAUGUUGGAUCGGUCCCUACACUUUGAAUCCUGGGCAACCCAUUGUAGACUAUAAUAUUGGGACUUCUAAUUGCGAUUUGAUUUUGGUGGGUUUGUUUAGAAGUUCUCAAAAUGCCGAGCGAUUGAAAAUUUGGAAGGUUGUAGGAGAAAAUUUUCAGUGUGAAGAAAUUGGUGAAAUGCCUUGCCUAUACAUUGAGAAAUUGAAGAGCAAGAGUUCUGAAAUUUCUUCAUUAAAUACAUGUGUAAUCGGAAAUCUUGUUUACAUUUACAAUCCAUUGGAGAUGGAUGAGGUAGUGGCGUGUGAGUUAAUAACUGAUGGUAGCUGUAGAUGGUGGAGUAUACAGAAUGUGGUGGGAAGUGAUGCAAUAAUGAACAAGGUUGUAUUUACAUGUUCUGAAGUUGGGUUUGAGGACUUGCAACGAGUUAUGAGGUUAGAGAAUAAAAAAUUGUUGGUGGAAUCGUGA
Molecule: messenger RNA, 1125 nt
Organism: Fraxinus pennsylvanica
Lineage: Eukaryota; Viridiplantae; Streptophyta; Magnoliopsida; Lamiales; Oleaceae
Source: the annotation of a GenBank genome assembly